Molecule: messenger RNA, 1371 nt
Organism: Clonostachys byssicola
Lineage: Eukaryota; Fungi; Ascomycota; Sordariomycetes; Hypocreales; Bionectriaceae
Source: the annotation of a GenBank genome assembly
AUGGCUCCCCAACUCCUUGAAGGCCGUCCUGGCAACUUGACCCCCGAGCAGGAAGAGAAACUCCGCAAACUCUGGUCAGCUGUCUUUCAGCUCACCGGUGUGACUGAGGGUAGUGGUGCGGCUCCACUUGAAGCCGCCGCUGCUGAAGAGGCGGCCCCUGCUUCGGAACCUGAAAAGAAGAAGCGGUUUGGCCUGUUCCGUAAGGGCAAGGAGUCCAAGUCGGGCUCGUCUUCCCCUGCCCCAGAGCCAGCCAUUAAGGACGGCGGUGACGACGACAAGUAUGGCCAGACGAAGCAGUUCUAUGAUACACUUGCGAACCACAGUCCAGAGACGAUUCGAAGCACCAUCUGGGCCAUGGUAAAGCAUGACCACCCUGACGCUCUUCUCCUGAGAUUUCUGAGGGCCCGCAAGUGGGAUGUUGAUAAGGCCCUAGUCAUGUUGGUGUCUACCAUGAACUGGCGACACAGCGAGAUGCGCGUGGAUGAUGAUAUCAUGAAGAAUGGCGAGGCUGGAAACAAAUUGAACGAGGAGAGUGGCGAGGGCGAGGACAAGAAGCUCGGUGCGGAUUUUCUCGCCCAGAUUCGCAUGGGCAAGAGCUUCCUUCAUGGAAUCGAUAAGAACGGGCGCCCCAUCUGCGUGGUCAGGGUUCGCCUACACAGGCAAGGUGAACAAUGCGAGGAGAGUUUGGAGAAGUACACUGUCUACAUCAUUGAGACUGCUCGCAUGGUUCUGUCACCCCCCGUUGAUACCGCGACUAUCAUUUUCGAUAUGACUGGAUUCUCCAUGGCCAACAUGGACUAUACCCCUGUCAAGUUCAUGAUCAAGUGCUUCGAGGCAAACUACCCAGAGUCUUUGGGGGCCGUGCUUGUCCACAACUCGCCAUGGGUAUUCCAGGGUAUCUGGAAGAUCAUCCGUGGCUGGUUAGAUCCCGUUGUUGCGGGCAAAGUCCACUUCACUAACAAUAAGAAUGAUCUUGAGAAGUUUAUUGAACCCAGCCGGAUCCUGAAAGAACUUGAAGGAGACGAGGACUGGGAAUACAAGUACGAGGAGCCAAUUCCUGGAGAAAACGACAAGAUGAAGGACACGGCUACUAGGGACAAGCUUCUGGCCAGCAGAGAGGACGUUGUCAAGAAGUUCGAGGCGACAACGCUCGAGUGGAUUAAGAAGCACGACGGCACUGACGGCAGUUCUCUUAAGUCUAAGAGGGAGCAGUUGGCAACACAGCUCAGGGAGGGCUAUUGGGUUCUGGACCCCUACGUGCGCGCGCGCUCCUUAUAUGAUAGAACGGGCGUGAUUAAGCCUGGAGGCAGUGUUGACUUCUACUCACCAAAGGCCCAGGCAAAGGAGACGUCGGCAGAUGAUGUAGAUUAG